Molecule: messenger RNA, 7704 nt
Organism: Uloborus diversus
Lineage: Eukaryota; Metazoa; Arthropoda; Arachnida; Araneae; Uloboridae
Product: leucine-rich repeat protein 1-like
Exons: 9
Coding region: 147-1397 (416 amino acids)
Molecular function (GO): protein binding
Source: RefSeq, a predicted model, not a curated record
UACGUGCGUACUCCGUACUGUAGAAAUGAAGCUGUUGAUAGUUCACAUUCACAAUGGACGUUCGUAGUAAAUGCUCACUUAAAUUAGUAGUAUUUGUGUGUAAAAGAAAACUUGAUUGAAUUCGGUUCCAACAUUUAUAUAUCAUUAUGAAGAUUACUUGUGGUGUUGAAAUAACCAAUCGUUGUCAUCCUGGUAUUACUGCUCGCAACAAAAAUAAGCACAGUGUUGCCACAUUAGCACUUUCCCAUAAGUUUAAACAUAAGGAGACUCAUACAGAUAAAGAUGUCUUUCUCAUUGUUUGUACGCACCAGAAUCCCAGGGGAGCAAAGUAUAAAGUGUACAACAAUGUAGAGAAAUUAUUUACUAAAUUCAUUAAUGAUGGAAAAGCAACUUUGCGGUUCAAAGAGCCUCCUCAUGACAUUAUAAUGAGCAAGGCUGAUCCUCUUCAACUGAAAGGAUUUCUUCAUGGUGUUGGUUUGACCAUCGUUGGUCAGGGCACGGGACGCAUCCGUUUAUCCCCGGCUCCGACCAAAGUUGAUCGGCCAAAGCAAAAGCUAUCCAUCAUGAAGCGUUCCGAGUACCCCACAAAGUGUGGCUUUCCUGAAAGUCUUACAUGGUUACAAGUAUCAAACUGUGCAAAGAGAAAGGUUGAUCAACGUAUCCUGCAGCUUCACCAUCUUCAAGUUUUAGACCUAGCACAUAACAAUAUAAGAGAACUGCCUGUUGCCUUGGCAAGCAUUGCGUUGAAGGAGUUGAUUCUUAAUCAUAAUGAACUUUCCUCUUUUCCAAAAGAGCUGGCAACUGGUGCUUUGGGCCAAAAUCUUGAAGUUCUAGACUUAUCAUUCAAUAGGAUCGCAGAAUUAUCACCAUACUUUUGCUUGAUGAAGAAUAUAAGUGUAUUAUCUUUAAAGUGUAAUAGACUUACAAAACUUCCUCGUAAUAUGCAAUGCUUAGAAUCAUUAAGGAUGUUUAGUGCUUCUCAUAAUAAUAUUAAGGUUUUGCCAUUUGGAAUUCGAAAAUUGGAGCUAGACACCUUGGAUUUGUUCCAUAAUCCUUUAGAUACAGAUGUGGUUUUACGUCCUAUAGUAGUGUGGGAUACACCAUCUUUGAUGGAAAGUGCUGCUGCAGCAGUUGUUAAAUAUAAUGUUCCAUACUCAGAGGGUGACCUUCCUUCUAAUUUGGUUGAUUAUAUUGUUGAACAUUGCCCUUGUCCCUGUGGAAAAAGAGUUUUUCAGAAUGUCUCAUCCUGUAUACUUGUUUUGGACUUGUACAAGUUAGCUUCAACUGUGGUGUAUAUUAAUAACACAAGUCGCUUCAAAGUGCCCCUUCAAGUGUAUUUUUGCUCAAAAAAAUGCUGGAGAAAAAUUUCAAAAACGUGUACAAAAUUGGGCCCCUGAGAUGCAAAAUGGUUGAACUUCAAGGAAACUGCAUUACUUUAGUAACCUGAAUGUGAUAUCUACAAAUCAUCCAAUUCUGUCUGCAUGUUUGUCUUCUUUUGGAACUCUGUUGCUUGUAAUUUUUGUCUGCUGUAAAAUAGUUUGACAAUUAUUAUGAAUUUGUAAAAUUGUAUUUGUUUGAAGCAAAAUUAUUGCAUUUAACUUAUUUAGUUUAUUCAUUUGUAAUUAAAAUACCUCCCUUUUAAAUUUUCUCUUCAAAAUUUGAGCAACUCUCGUGGUAUCUGGAAUAUCUUUAAUGAACACAGUUGCCUUGAAUGUAUAAAAAUGCUUUUUCUUCUCAGUCAUUAAAAUGUACUUGAUGAUGAAAAUGCAUGCAUAAAUUGACAUAAAAUGUCAAAUUAAAACACUUUUGAUUUUUCAUAAUUAAGUUUACAAAAUAGACUAAUAAUUUUUACAGCUUUGAAAAUUGAUACUACUUGUCAAAAUUCCUGGUGAUUUUUUCGCAAAACAAAUUGAUAUGUUCUACAAGGUAUUGUUAUGUCUCCCUCUUGUUUGUUAUUUAUUUAUAAUAUAAAACCUUUUUUGAGUCAUUGAUGCUAUUUAGUUAAUACAUAUUUUUCACAGAAAAAUUACGUGGAAGGAAUUGACAAAUAUUAUUUCUAUCAUAUGAGAGUUUUAUUAGUAACAUUCCUUCCGUUAGUUAGGGUGUAAAAAUUAGAUGAAAGCUUUCAUAUGUACAAAUCCAACCACAAAUAAUGACCAUUCAUUUAUGUCACUAUUAUAUUACUUUAAAAAAUUGAUAGAAACAAUGUUGAUGAUGCACAAAAUUGCAAAUUAUUAGUAAUACUGGCGAACAUUUCAAGGUUGUAAGUGUAAGGAUGAGCUUUUGACUUUUGGCUCUGUGUGAAUGUCAUAUGAUCCUUUUUCGACAAGCUCAUGCAUUAAAAAAUUUUUAAUCCUGAAAUUUUUUAAUGUAAUAAUUUGUAAUUAUUGUUCUUCUUUAACCUUGCUUUUAUCAGUUUGUUUUCAGCACAAAUGUAAUGUUUUAUCUCUUUCCAUAUUGUUUGUUUCAGAAUUCAAAGUUGUUUUCAUGACUUUGUUUUGUUAUGCUUGUUCUUUUGGAGUAUAAAUUAUUCAUGUUUUUUUUUUUUCAAUGUUUAUUUGUGUAAAAUAAAUCUUAAUUAUGUGCAUUAUGUGUGCAAAAUUUUUUAAAUGUCCGUUUUCCUUUUCAAAAUGCUAAUUUAUUAUUUUCCUCUUAUGUUCACUGUGUGAAUGUCAAUUUGCAUUACAUUUAAUUAUGAGCGACAGUAUAAACAAUGGAAUUUUCAUUUUUAAAUAUAUCAGUUCAUAUAUGCUUCAGCGCAAUCAACGUUCUCAAGUCUACUGUUCAUUCAUGUAGUGCAAAAUGCUAGAAAAUAUUCAUCUCUGUCUAUGUUACUUUUAACAUGUUUAUCUAAACCAGCAAAACAAAAGGGCUGGCAUUCUUAUUUGCAACAAUAUUUACCGUCUCUAGAAUAAUUAAUAUUCCAUGUUCAGUUUUGCUUUCUUAUUAGCCUCAAUCGGCAGGUAUUCUUGUAUCCCGCAAAUCCUUACUUCAACUCCAGAUAAACUCCCGGUUCGCAAAGAAUACCUUCAACGUGUAAAAAUGGUAAUAUUUUGGAAAGCAGUAGAAACAAGUUCACCAAUUGCAUGCUGGAUAGAGACCCAACAAGAACUCCAGUGGAAAGUGGAGGCAACUGAACCCACAAUUUAGCAGUAAAAUAGCAGAAUGUGAGGAUGUGCGGGUUGCAAGAGUGCUUCUUAAAUGUUACUGUAGUAUAAUCAUACAGAUCCAUAUAUAUCCUCCCCCAUUUUAAAGUUUGACAUAUGGUAAUAAUUAAAGAAUGCUCUAAGUUAUGUAAGCACAAGUCUGAAUACACUUUCUUAUUUUGCCGAAGCUUGUCCCGUUUUGAAGCUGUCUUCCUCACACAAGAUGAAAUCUUCUUGAUUUCCAUCUCCCACUUUAGAAUGAAUGCAUUAUGUAAUUUGAGAAGUUUCAUAACCCGGGAUCAAGGAUGAAUACAAGGGGCGAUUGCCCCUCCCUUGUGGAACUAUGCACCAGUAGUUUUUUCCGAAUUAAGGUCCUAAAAUGAAAGGGUAGACCAUCCUUGAUGUGUUGUUAAGGAAAGGAAUCGUGUUCAAAUGUAGGACACUUUUCAGGAUUUUAAAUUUCAAAACAGAAAUUUUGGGCAAUCUUUGGUGAUUUUAGGAGGAAGAGUAAGAGUUUGAAGGACUCCCCCACCCCUCGGACAUUUUUCAAAAUUUAUGUUUUAAAGACAUGGUUUUAGACACCUCAAUUAGGGUUAUGAGAAGGAAUGGAUUCAGAGACUUUCCUCUGGUAAGUUUUUGAAACUGAAGUACCAAAAAGCGCAAUUUGAGACGACCGUCAAUUGUAAUAGGGAGAGUAGGAUUUGAAACAUUUCCUCGGAAUUAUUACAAAAUUGAAUUUCUAAAAUUCAAUUUUAGAGUACCUCUAUCUAAGGAAAAGAAAAAAGAAUAGGUUGGGGAUGACCAUUGUAAAAUCUCAAUAUUUUAUUUGCUUUACAUUAAAAUAUUGUGAUAGCCCCCCCCCCCCCCCACAAGCAGAUGUAAAUCAGAUACAUCGUAAGAAGCAAGGUAAAAAAAAUGAAAAGAAAUUUGAAUUUUUGGCAUUUUGAAUUCAAAUUAUGUGUUUUGCAAUCACAUUUGUAUGUACACGUGCGCAUGUAUGUAUGCCUGUGCAUGUGUGUCUAUGUGUGUAGGUAAGCGCGUGUGUAAGCAUUCAUGCAUGCAUGUGGGCAGGGGCGGCAUUUCAACAAUUCAUUUGGGGGGGUCGAGUUUUUUAAGUAUGAGUUACCUCAGUUUGGAAUAAAAUACAUAUUGGUUAACAAAAUGGGAUCAUAAAAUGGAUUAAAUAUUUAUAAAAAGAAAAGCCUUUCAAAAGAAUUUAAAUUUUAAUUACUAUAGUUUUAAUUUAUUUAAUUAUAAAUUAUAGCACAAAUAUUUUGAUAUUACAGUUUUUAUCUUUUGAGAAAGUUAAGUUAGAAAACACAUCUCUUAGAUUUUUCUCUUUAAAAUAGCCCAGGUAACCUUGAAAAUUAUGCCAGUCUUCGUUUUUCAUUAUUGAUUAGUAUAGUUCCAAUUCGCAAAACAAUUCUUCUUACUUAGUACUAUAAAUUCUGCUUAUAAUUCAAACAUUUUAUUUCUCCUUUUCAAUUACCUAUCAAUAUAACAUUGAGCUUAAGGUCAACAGUACAGAUAAAUCUUUAUCAUCAUAUCUUGUUUUAAUUUCAUUAGAAACUGAAUCUAUUAUCUAAAACAAAAUAUUAAUUCAAUGUUAUGGCUGUAUAUUAUCAUUUAGAUUUUUGUCGCUUUCUAAAUUUUUUUUUUUUUUGUGCUCUAUUACAAUUAGUCUGCAGUAAGAGUUUUUUAAAGUUUCGCUCUUGGUUAAAAUAUACAUCCAUGCAAAUUUUAUAAACUGUUUUAACUAUAGAUUUAGCUGAAGCUUGGACAGUUGGAAAAUUAAGGUUAGCGGAUUGAAGAUGCUUUGAUAGAGUACAGAUUUUUUUAAAAAAACUCCCCACAAUACAAACAAAGCGAAUAAACGUUAAAACAAAGUUAUACAUGUAAAAAGGCGUCAGCUUUUCCGACAUUGAAAGAGUCGCUUCCAAACAAAUGAAAAUUGACAAGGAGAACUUUUAUUUUGACUCUUGAAGACUAUCUUGUGUUACUCAGAAAUGACAAAGUUAAAGAGCUCCCAGAAAAGGCAUUUGUUGAUGCAAAACUUUUUUCAAAAAAAAAGCGUGUCUUAUGUUAUAAUUUUCUAUGAAUGUAUCUAAAGUAUUUGGUUGCUGAAAUGUGUUUCUAACAAAAGGAAUCGUUGUUCACUCACUAACUAAACAUAUAUUUUAAAUAUGAGCGUAACAACGUAUGCAAAAUACCAAGAAAUCUCUUCUAAAAUCGUGCAGCCACACCACUACAUGGUGUUCUCUCAUUGGAUACAUUAUCAUAACACUGAGCACACAAGUAUGAAAUAUUUCGUUUACAUGAGGAGAUUACUUCUUUAGUUGAAACAAACUGUGAUUCUCCAUCACUUUUUUCUGUUCUGAAAAGGGCUGCAAAUGAUUCACAAUUUUCUAAAUUACAUCCAAAUAGCCAAAAAAUGCUUGUGUAUAAAAAUGUCCCUAGAUUCAUUCACUAUUAUUGAGAAUCAGAGGGCGCUUUUUGUAACAACAAUUUCCUUGUGCAUAUGGUCAAUGAUUUGCGAUUUACGUAAGUUGAAUUUGCCCAUUUCUUAUCAUUCUGUGCAAAAUAUUUGGGGGUGCAACCGCCCCCUCUCGCUCCCCCUAUUUGCCGCCCCUGCAUGUGGGCAGGUGUAUGUGUGUAUGUUGGCGUAUGUGUAGGAUAUGGACGCAACCUGGACACGGUGCUCGCUGGAAGAGAAGCAUCGGGAGGAGCCGGUCAAUGGUUGUGCUGCAGAGAAAGGCGGGCGGAAAAUCAAAAGACAUCUUUCAACAGUCAAAUAAAAACAAUAAGGAAUUCGUAAUUGCUCAAAAAACUAUUGCCCCCUCCUUGAAAAAUUUCUGGAUCCCCCCAUUGCUUGAGAUGGAUCAUUUUUGUUCUAAUGCGAUGACAUUAUAGUGGGAGGGAGCUCAUUUGUGACAUAAGAGCUCUUUUCCAAUCAAACUUUUCUUUAUUUUUCAAAUAAGUUGCAUUGACCAAUGCAUUUCUUUUCUGCUGAGUACUUCGUCUAAUAAUAUCAACUCGUCUAUUUUUAUUUUCUUAACAUUGUAAAUUUUAUUAGUUAUGAAAAACAGGGCCUGUGCUUGGGAUAUCAAAUUGUUAGCCAUUAAAUUAGCCAAAUUUCCAAAGUCUUAGCCAAAGACCAAUUUUAACAAAUCAAUGAACAAAAUAUAAUUUUAGAAAGUAAAAAAUGCAAAUGCUUGUGCUUACCAAUUUUUAGAUGCAGCAUACACUCAUACAUAUACUUGAGAUAAAUAAGAAACUUGUUUGAUGGGAUUUAUUUUCCCGUAGCAAAAUUUUUAUCAAUCGUAUGACAUAAUUUUGAGGAUGUUUUUCUUUUUUUUUUUCCUAUGGAAUAUUUGAAGUAUUUCCUUUUUGCCAAUACUUUCACCAAACCAGAAUUUAUUUCGCCGAAUUUACUUUUUUGUCACAUUUGACUGAGUAGUGAAUUCUUAGCCUGAGACCUAAAAAGUAUGGAUAACCUUAUGGCUGACUGUAAAAGUUUUAAGGGUAAUCUGUGGAACUAAUUCUUGCAUAGUUCAAUCCAAUCUUGUCAUCAGCAAUCAUUAUGUAAGUAUGCUUUUCGGCAUCCAAUACGAGAUGGUUGGAAAAUAAUAAUAGUCAGUAGUAUGAACUGUCAUUUAAAUAAAAAUAAACAAAUAUAUAAAAUAAGAAAGUGCAUCAGAAUUUUUUGGUAGGAAAAUCAACAUAAAUUAAGGUUUCUGUAGAAUAGGGGUACAUUGGCACUUUUAUAUCUUAGACUUUAGCUAAAAUGGAAAAAAAUGAACUUUUGAAAAUAUUUUGUGGUAAAAAAGACACAUUACUGGUAAAUUUAUAGAAAUCUUUCUACUUUUAAAAUUUGAAAGAUGCUGAAAAAUGAUGUAACUGUUUUUAAUUUAGUAUUUUUAUUUUAAUGCCUAAGUCCAUGGAUUGUGACAUAAUAUUAUUUGCUGAUUCUAUUUGAUUUAGUUCAAAAAAAUUCUUUCAAAACACAUUAUCUACAUUGUAAUACAAUGGAACUCAGUUCUUAAGGUACUGUAAUCUGCACCGAGUGACACCCAGUGCAAUUUGUCGAUGAAAAAUAGAUAACUGUCAAUUGUGUAGACAAUUUCUUCCAUCACAUUUUGUAUUGGGAAUGUAAUUCACAUUUUAAUGUAUUGAGCACUAUAUAUUUCAUUUUUCAAAAUUUGUUUUAUCAUACUUCUGUCUGAAUUACAGCUUUUGAAAUUAUACCUAGUUAUUACUUGUUUGAUCACAAUUUAUCUUUUUGGAUGGCAAGAUUGUCUGAAACCAGGGGUUCAUAACUGCUUUUUCUUUCCUGGAGCAUUUUCAAAAAUGUAGAAUAAUGAAAUUCAUGAUGUGUUUGUGUAGCAGACCUGUUUUCUUAAAAAAAAAAAUAAUAAUAAUAAUAAUAUACUAUGUAUGAAGCAUUCAUAAUCUUACUGAAGUUUUGAUAAAAUUUAUGUAAAAGAAUAUUUAAUAGGGGCAUUAUGACCUGUCCCUCCAUGAAGCUCUAAAUCAUAUAUUUAUAUUCAUAUAUAUAUAU